Molecule: messenger RNA, 2174 nt
Organism: Danio rerio (zebrafish)
Lineage: Eukaryota; Metazoa; Chordata; Actinopteri; Cypriniformes; Danionidae
Source: RefSeq, a predicted model, not a curated record
UGCGCCGCUCUUGCGCUGGAUUCAGCUGGAGAAAGGAUAAAGUGUCAGAACACAGAGAAAAACUCCUGCUGAAGCGACUGAUCUCCACACUGUUAUAAAGAUGGCGUUUAUUAAAGAGGAGAGUGAAGAUGUGAAGAUUGAAGAAACAUUCACAGUCAAACAGGAAGAUCUGCAGGAACAAACAGACCUAAUUGAAGAGAAGGAGGGGAGUAAAGAGGAGGAACAUCAUGUUAAAAUUGAGGAAAAAACUCAUUUACAGACUGAUGGUAUAUUGAAAAGGAGAGACAAAAAUAGUUUCACCUGCACUCAGUGUGGAAAGAUUUUGGCAAGCAAAAGCAAACUUAAGAUUCACAUGAGCAUCCACACAGGAGAGAAACCAUUUACAUGCACUCAGUGUGGGAAGAGUUUCAGCCUAUCAUCAUCCCUUAAUCUACACAUGAGGAUCCACACUGGAGAGAAACCAUACACAUGCACUCAGUGUGGGAAGAGUUUUAGCCACUUAUCACCUCUUAAUAAACACAUGAGGAUCCAUACUGGAGAGAAACCAUUCACAUGCACUCAGUGUGGGAAGAGUUUUAGCUUAUCAACAUCCCUUAAUCUACACAUGAGGAUCCACACAGGAGAGAAACCAUUCACAUGCACUCGGUGUGGGAAGAGUUUCAACUGCUCAUCAAACCUUAGUAAACACAUGAUGAUCCACACUGGAAAGAAACCAUUCACGUGCACUCAGUGUGAGAAGAGUUUUAGGAUAUCAUCAUCCCUUAAUCUACACAUGAGGAUUCACACUGGAGAGAAACCAUUCACAUGCACUCAGUGUGGGAACAGUUUCAGCCAAUCAUCAUCUCUUAAUAAGCACAUGAGGAUCCACACUGGAGAGAAACCAUUCACAUGCACUCAGUGUGUGAAGAGUUUCAGCCGAUCAGAACACCUUAAUCUACACAUGAGGAUCCAUACUGGAGAGAAACCAUUCACAUGCACUGAGUGUGAGAAGAGUUUUACCUGCUCAUCACACCUUAAUCGACACAUGAGGAAACACACUGGAGAGAAACCAUACGCAUGCACUCAGUGUGGGAAGAUUUUCAGCCAAUCAUCACGCCUUAAUCUACACAUGGUAAGCCACAACGGAGAGAAACCAUGACCUACGAAACUCUGACGGACUCUGACCUGCGAAAUUGCAUCACUUGACUGUGUGAGACCAAUUGAAGAUCAAAACAUGACCUCUCUGGACCGAAAUGUUAAAAAAUGUACCAAUCGCACACUGUUUUUAUCAUCUUGUUUGUUCCCGCUCCUUUUCGCAACGCCGUACAACAGAAUUUUGCAUGCUCUAACUCUAGUGUGACCGCAGCUUCGGUGUGGGAUGAGUUUCAGUAACUCCUCAGACCUUAAUAAACACAUAAAGACCCACACUGGGGAGAAACCAUUCACAUGAACUCAGUGAAAGAAGAGUUUUAACCGAUCAGCAAACCUUAAUGAACACAUGAAGAUCCACACUGGUGUGAAAGAGUAUAUGUGCGUUGAGUGUUAGAAGACUUUUAUUACAAAAUUGAAACUGCACCAGACGUUUUACACUUGAGAGACUAUACAAGUGUUCACACUGUGACGAAAGGUUUAAUCAGUGAACACAUCUGAAUCACACAAAAGAGGAUUCACGGCUGUAUCAAUGUUCCCAAACAUUAUUAAUUUUAUAAUAAUAUAUAUUGCACAUAUUAUGUUUAACAUAAAUAUACUUGCAGAAGCUGGAUUGAAACGUACCUUUUCUCCACAGCACAUACAAUAAUAUGACUUUUAAGAAUAUUUUAUUUAUGAAAAUUCAUUAUAUUUACAUAAUAUAUUGCACAGAUUCCACCCUAACUGUCCACAUCGGAAAAAUUUGACAAUGUAAAGACAGACAGAACUGCAAACUGAUGUGCAAAGCUGACACUGUUUAUCAGAGCACUUUAUCUUUCUGGGCUUUUUAACGAAGAGUUAAACAUGGGAAUCUUCUUCUGCCCCAAAAGUAAUAUCAUUCUUUCUUUUAAACUGUAAUGGCCAUCAGCAACAGAAUGACUUCUUAUUCUUAUUUAACAGACAAUGAAAACAGCAAAAAUGUUUAGCAUUUUACAUGAAACCAUUUCCUUUUAGAGUGUUCAAGUAAAAAAAUGAAAUAAAGAAUAAUAAAUCCACUAUUUCACUCC